Molecule: messenger RNA, 1647 nt
Organism: Anolis carolinensis (green anole)
Lineage: Eukaryota; Metazoa; Chordata; Lepidosauria; Squamata; Anolidae
Product: HLA class II histocompatibility antigen, DR alpha chain-like
Exons: 5
Coding region: 63-857 (264 amino acids)
Biological process (GO): immune response; antigen processing and presentation
Cellular component (GO): membrane; MHC class II protein complex
Source: RefSeq, a predicted model, not a curated record
CUGGGUCCCAAAGUCUCCCUCCCUCCCUCGGCGCCCCACUCCGCAGCAGAGCCCAGAACAGGAUGACGGCGACGGGGGCGCUCCCCUGGCUCUUCUUCCUCCACCUGCUCCUCCUGGGCAGGGCGGCCGCCGGCGUGGAAACGGAGGCGGACUACGUGAACCUGGACUUCUUCCAGGAGACCUUCCCGGCGGGGGCCAAGGCGGAGGUGGACGCGGGCGAGUACCUGGACGAGUUCGAGGGCGAGGCCAUCUUCCAGGUGGACUGGGCCCGGAAGACCGUCUCCUGGCGCCUCCCCGACUUCCCCCGCUUCGCCGGUUUCGAGGCCGCGGGGGCCCUGGGCUCUCUCUCCGUGGUCAAGAACAACCUGGAGGUCUUAAUGAAGCUCAGCAACCGGACGCGCGCUCAGAACGCUGCUCCUUCGGUCAAGGUGUACCCCAAAUACCCCGUGGAGACAGGGGACCCCAACGCCCUCAUCUGCUUCGUGGACCACUUCUCCCCUCCUGUGCUGAACGUCACGUGGCUGAAGAAUGGGCAGAUGGUCUCUAAGGGGGUGGAAGAGACAGCCAUCCUUCCCAGAGCUGACCACGCCUUCCGCAAGUUCUCCUACCUGCCCUUCGUCCCAGAGGAGGGAGACUUCUACACCUGCCGUGUGGAGCACCGGGGGCUCCCUGAACCCCUGACAGUGAUCUGGUCACCAGAGGAGUCCACCCCUGACCCGGACACAGCUGAGAACGUGCUCUGUGGCCUGGGCCUGGCCUUUGGCAUCCUGGGCAUCAUUGUGGGCACCAUCCUCUUUUUAAAGGCCACGAGAAUGACCGACCACAACAGUCGCAAUGGACGGAGCGGUGGCCUGUAAUAUGUAGAGAGGGAGAGAUGCUCCUUUCCCAGCAAGUGCCUCAGCCAAGACAUCCUUGCCACUCUCACCAUCACACGCGGGCCAACCUCCCUACAUCGAUCUGCUGAAAGAGCCCCAUUUGCCUUGUUCUGACUCUUCCACUGCACCCCACUGGUGGCCCAAACCAAGGAGACCACCUUAUGCUCCACCAACAUCCAUCCACCUGGCAUCCAGUAACUGGACACAAAGCUCAAUAGAUCUGACGGACAAGAUUUGCUGUUGUAUGCCUUCAAGUUCUUUCUGGGUGAGGUUCACAUUUUUGGCCAGGUUUGGCCCAAAGAGGUUUGCCAUUGCCCUCCUCUGAGUCUGAGAGACUGUGGCUUAUCCAGGGUCACCAAGUAGGUUUCCACGGCCGAGUGGGAUUCGAACCCUGGUCUUUAGUCCAGCACUCAAAUGGCCAUUAUUUCCCUCUAGAAAUAAAGAAAUGUUUUCAGUUCUGCACAUCGCUUGAAUAACUCUCUCUUCUAAUUCAUGCUUAACAAGUAGGAUUCACCCAUCUCAUUGCAGAGAGGCCCAAAAAUCUCUCUGUUUGGGGGAAAAAGCUGCUGCCUUUCAUUAUUCUUCAGGAUUGAUUUUGCAAAAUCUUAACUGCAUUUCAAAUAAAACUUAAAUACUGGAGCUGCAUUUUAAAGCUUUAAUAGCAUGCUUAUCAUUUACACUGUCUUAAAUUUGUUAGACUGCUUUUAUUGUGUACCACCCUGAGACAUUUGGGUGAAAGGGUGGCAAAUAAAUAAAGACGGUUGGAUUUGGA